Morone saxatilis (striped sea-bass) is the source of this 1174-nucleotide messenger RNA. It is a transcript of the gene hvcn1, whose product is annotated as hydrogen voltage-gated channel 1. Gene Ontology annotation, biological process: proton transmembrane transport. The transcript is spliced from 5 exons. NCBI's taxonomy places the organism in Eukaryota, Metazoa, Chordata, Actinopteri, Moronidae. Gene Ontology annotation, cellular component: plasma membrane. The record is from RefSeq and is a predicted model, not a curated record. Bases 73 to 753 code for a protein of 226 amino acids. Gene Ontology annotation, molecular function: voltage-gated proton channel activity.
ACUCUUCCUUUAUUCCCUCUGAGGUGAAGCUGAGGUGGGACGUGGUCCACUCCUUUCGUAGAGCCUGCCAUCAUGGCUCGCUAUCUGAAGUAUUUCACCACCGUGGGCGACAAGCAGCCGGUCGAGGGGGAGGAUGAAGAGCUGCACGUGGCCAGCGAGGAGCUGAGCCCCGCCACUGGCCUGUUUCCAACAGCGCUAACCUUCAGGGAGUCAUUGCAAAGACUCUACAUCUCCGACCGGUUUCAGAUAUUGGUGGUGUGUUUGGUGAUCCUGGAUGCCUUCUUCGUUCUGGCGGAGCUGCUUAUAGAUCUGUCUGUUAUCAAGCUGGAACACGGCCAUCUUGCUCCUGAGGUGUUUCACUACCUGAGCUUGGCUCUUCUCACAUUCUUCAUGGUGGAGCUGGCUGGUAAGCUGUUUGCUUAUCGCCUGGAGUUCUUCCAGCACAAGUUUGAGAUGUUUGACGGUGUGGUGGUGGUACUUUCCUUCGUGUUGGACAUUGUCUUCAUCUUCCACGAGGACGCCUUUGAUGGGAUGGGUCUCCUCAUCCUGCUGCGACUCUGGAGAGUGGCCAGAAUUAUCAACGGUAUCCUGGUGUCAGUGAAGACCCGCGCUCACCAGCAGAUCCACAAGCUGAAGGAGAGCUAUGACCACCUGGUUCAAAGAGCCACAGAGCUACAGCAGCGCAACGAUAAACUGGAACAAGAAAACCAGAAACUUCAAGCCCUCUUGAAGAAGCAUGACAUAGAGUUCUAACUCAUCAAGCUAACUGUGGAACUACUGUUCACUAUCAUUUAUAUCAUGUACCUUUCUGCACUGUUUUAAACAUUUCAAGCUAUAAAUUUCAUGAUAAACUUUUAUUUUAGACUUGCUUUCAGCACGACUUGUUUACAGAACCUUACCGUUACCAUACUACAUUACCUGCAGAGAAAUCAUCUGUUUAUCAGUUUACCUGUAUCAGUAGAUUCAUAUCCAGCUCUCCUGUCAUUAUAGUAAUGGAAAUAGCACUCACUAAAGCUGUAAGGCCAUAGCCUUCAUUUGCUUGCUUGUAAAUAUUUUCCUUAAACUGAUGACUUGCAUAUAAAAUGAAAUUUACAUCUGCUUAGUAACAUUUAAAAGAACUGUAUGUUGUGUAAAAAACAUUUAAAUAAAUGAAGUGAUUUUGUUUAUUCAAAAA